GGAGCAAGAGAGAGAGAGAGAGAGAGAGAGAGGGAGACUUUAUAGGGAGCCAGUGGAAUGUUAUCUCUCAAAUCAUCAGAGGCACGAGGACAAGCACGCGUGGUUGUAAGGAUGGCUGGAACAAUAUUCUAAUAAUCCACGGGAAACAGAGAGGAGGACAGCCGGAGACGACACUUUCUUAUCUCAUCGAUCUUAUCUGAGGACGCGUGUCCAUUGUUAUCCGCACACGGGUCAGAGGGCAGCACAUCUCAGAGCGUGCGUUACCGGUCCUGUUAUUAUAAUAUCCAUUCUGUAACACCUCUCACGGAAAUUUCAUCAUACAACAACAAUCUACGAUACCGGCUGCGUUAUAAGUGGAAUUAGUGGCGAGGAAAAUAUUAGGCUGAGAAAUGCUGUUGCUCAUGCCAAAAUAAAAAUUCAGAAAACACAAUGGACAGAUGAACAUGAAACACUAAAACAGAUUUGAUAAAGGGGAUUUUGGGGAAUAAACUGAUUCUCGUCCUAUUCAUCAUCAACAGAGGGCAGUUAACAAUCAGUGCACUUUUGAAGUUUUUAUCAAACGGAUCUGAAAAUGAUGCUGAGCCCCGAUCAGACGGAUCCUGACCUCACCUGGGGACAGUCGGACACGGAAUGUCUGAACAUCAUGAAGGUGGAAUGUGUGGCUCACGAGCCCUUAGAGGCCGAGGAUGGCAAGACUCGCGCACUCGUGCCAGCCGCGCUCACUAGAGAGGAGAAGAGACGGAGGAGGCGCGCGACUGCGAAGUACCGCUCUGCGCAUGCCACGCGAGAGCGCAUCAGAGUGGAAGCGUUCAACGUAGCAUUCGCUGAGCUUAGAAAGCUGCUACCAACACUUCCACCCGACAAGAAACUGUCCAAGAUAGAAAUACUUCGUCUUGCUAUCUGUUACAUUUCUUAUCUUAACCACGUUUUGGACGUUUAGACUAACUUUCAGCGCAUUCUGAAACAAAAUCCUACAGGUGUAUAAAGAAUACUUUUAUUGACAUGACAGCUAGACUCGCAAACAUUAAGAAAAAUGGGUAACACUUUAUAAUUCAGUAAUAGGCCUACAGUAUGUAAUGUUAUUGAACUGUCUGUCCUUAAAAUAGGCUACCCUAAAAAAAAGCCUAACAAAAAAAGAUAGAAGGAAGUCAUAAUGUAUUCUGUUAGACAGUGUUUUCAAACGUUUCAGUAGGCUAAUCACUAAAAUAAUUAGCCUUGAUGAAGGUUAUUAUAAAGAGUUACCCAAAAACGUUUAACGUGUUGCAAUAAGUGAAGCUUGUUGUUUUUAACACCAUAACAAGAGUUUAGGAUAACUGUUCAACAUCCAAAAUCAUAAGCAUAUUUGUGCCAGUAAUUUGCUGUGGAGAGAUUUGACUUGGGCUGGAUCUUUAUACAUCACAUUGGCCUAAACGAAACAACAUUACAUUUAUCUUUCACAAUCUUGAUAUAAAUCAAGCGGAUUUUAUAGGCCAACCAUCUGGGGGGGAAAAAAAAAAAUGUAUAGGCUACAUCUAUGUGCUGGAACGAAUCGUAACCUUGUUGUUAAUUUAUUCGUUAAUUUAUUUUCUUUUACAUGUAUUUUUGUUUAUUUUUAUUUAUGAAGUAAAUUAAGUUAUGUGAGUGUCCUUAAAAUAGCAUAUCUAAAGUGUUUACGUAUACAUGUAAAUAUUUAAUGUUUUAUUAUUAUUCAUAGACUGAUGUCGCAGAGUUUGGGUUUACUGUUGCUUUUCAUUUGCACUUUUCAUUGGCAGUUUUCUUAGGAGUAGGAGGGCCUUCGCUGUGUGUGCACUACGGUUAUUAUAAUGGUGUUGCUGUCGCUGUCCUGUCCUAUGAUAACGAGAAGCACUUCCCAUCGGAUAGGAUCUAUUGCUGUAUUGUUUAUUUUGUUUACAAAGUGCUCAUAGAUAGCGCCUUGGGUACCAGAUGACUUGUGAUGGAUUAAAAGUACCAUUAGACUAAAUUAAAUAUAGGCCUACAUAAUAAUCAAUGUCACAUAAAUAAUUUGGAAUAAUACAUAAAGAGUUGCUUAAUUGCCUUCCAAGUCUAUAAGCUACCCAUAGACGCUCUCUCUGCUGCGACCAAAAAUGAUCUCAAAGUAGUUUAUUUUUUCUUUUAGAAACUAUUUAUAGAGAUUAUUUGUUUACGUGAUUCUUGUGAACCUUUUGGAAAUUUUAUAGUGAACAAAUUAUCUCACAUCUGCCUCAUAUCCAAAGAUUACCCUGUUAAUUCGGGGUUUUGUCCGUCAUUUUGUAGUGGAAUAGCCAGUACACUGGUUUGUAUCGCAGUUUUUCAUAACUAUUUUAGAAUAAAUAGUAAAAAAAAUAUUAAUUCAACGCCAGUUCGUCUGUUGUUUUUGCAUAAAACAAUAUGAAAUUAAAGAUAUUGUACCAAUAA
Messenger RNA from Megalobrama amblycephala (Wuchang bream), 2394 nucleotides. It is a transcript of the gene nhlh2, whose product is annotated as nescient helix loop helix 2. Bases 572 to 940 code for a protein of 122 amino acids. Gene Ontology annotation, biological process: regulation of transcription by RNA polymerase II. NCBI's taxonomy places the organism in Eukaryota, Metazoa, Chordata, Actinopteri, Cypriniformes, Xenocyprididae. The record is from RefSeq and is a predicted model, not a curated record. The transcript is spliced from 2 exons. Gene Ontology annotation, molecular function: DNA-binding transcription factor activity, RNA polymerase II-specific; protein dimerization activity; RNA polymerase II cis-regulatory region sequence-specific DNA binding.